CCACGGCUGAACUCCACAGGCGCCCCCCCAGGCACUCCAUACACCCCGCCGGCGCGGAGACUCCGCCCCUGCCGGCGCCGGGCGGUGCGGGGCCGCCUUGGCAACAGCUGGCGGCGGCAAGAUGGCGGACGACUUGGACCGGUUACUGGAUGAAGUGGAGAAGCGGCUUUACCGCCUGCCGGGGCCGAAGGCGGCGGGCCGCCACCGGCACGGCGACAGCGAGGAGGAGGGGGCGGCGGCGGCGGGCAGAUCAGCUAAACUGUUCAUGAGUGCUGGCAGCAGUGAAGAAGAUAUAGAUGACAUUAUUGAUGAAAUCUGUAAUGACAGCAGCUUUGCCAAAACACCUCUGAAAUUGAAGUCCAACUCUGUAAGUCUCACACCUGAAAGUAAUAGUGCUGUUGUACAGGCUCAUAGGAAAAGAUGCUGUCCAGUGUACCUGGGUGGAAGCUCUUCACCAUAUGGCAUAGGAACAAAUAUUUCAAAAAGAACAUGUGAUCAACUACGUUGUACUGCUUGCGACUUCCGUGUGUCACUUUUCAAUGACUACAUCUGGGAUCAGUCCUGUGAUUAUCUUUUUUUCAGGAAUAAUAUGCCUGAGAUCAGUAAACUAAGAGUGAAGAUGAUAAAGAAGAAAGGAGCACGAGCAUAUGCUUGUCAGUGCAGCUGGAGAUCCAUUGAUGAAUUAACUGACCUCCAAACAGACCAGCAGCUUCGGUGGGUUUGUGGUAAACAUGCAGAAUGAAGUCCUCUUGUGUGUGGUACCUACCUGUGUGGAAACAGGUCAUAAACUCAAUUUGUUUCCCAUGCAGUUUUCUGAAAACAGAUGGAAACCUGAAUACUUAUAUCUAGAAAUAGAUUACAACACCCAGACUUUGACCUGAAAACUUUUUUUUCAAUUUAACUGUCUUGCAAACAAUAUGAGGAGUUGAAUUAUUAGAAGAAACAAUGACUUUGGAGGCUUUCUGGAAGCUAAAUGAGGUUAAAGCUCAUACUCAGUAGUGUUAAAGAAAGGAAGAGGAAAUUGACAGAUUUAGGCAUGGGGCAAAGCACCUUGAAACUGUUCCUCAUAUGUAGCAGAGAGCAUUCUUUCUGCAAAGUCUUGGACUCAAAAUGAUGGGUUGGGAUGCAGCCAUGACACACAAGUGUAUCAAUUUCUGCACGGAAAUUAAUACUGCUGCUCUGCUUUGUUCAUAGCUGUUAAUGAGCAAGUGGUUGUAGAUCUCUUAAAAAAUUACUGUGAGAUCAGCUCUCACCUGGAAUGUUUCAGCAUACCCCAAAACUUUCUUUUACCCACCAGUAGCCAAAAACUGCAGGUGCUGGAAAUUUCCUUCCAGUUCCUACUGCUUUCUUCAAAGCACUUUCUGCUGACUAAAGACUUCUACCACAGUGAAUUUCUUGGACUUCCCCUCAGCCUUCACUGCAAGAGGUGAACAAGUUACUGUGCAAUUAUUAAAUAUUGUGAAAUUUUGAAGAGAUUCUGAAGAAUUUAUGACUCUUCUAUCAAUAUUUUCAGGGGGAAAAAGGCUCAGACUUUUAAGAGUGAGAAAAUAUAUAUCCCAACGGACAUUCAAAUUCGGAUUUUUUUCAGUUUCACUUAGCUUUCACUUCAGCUUUACUUCAGUAUUUUUACUACAUAUUCAGAAAGUGUAACUGUCCUGUUUCAACACCCUCCUUUCCCCCAGUAACAUCGUAAAACUACUUCCAGUAUCAUGUUACUUGGUGAAUUGUCUUGAUUACACUUAAUGUCAUUACAGUUUAUGACCUCUUUCUUUUCAUUAUGUAUGAAUAACACAGGAGAUGGAUUUGGGGCUUGGGCGGGCAGAGAGGAAGGAAAGGAUUACCAGUCCUGGCAAUUGCUACAUUGAAAAGUGUCUCAAAAUGGGAAGUCUGUCAGUAUUUUUGCUAUGCAGUAUGUGAUACUGUACAGAUAAGUUCAAAAUUACUUACUUUGUGCAAUUCUAUACAGAGCCAUUUCUUUUUUUGUGAAGUUUUACUCAUGGCCCUACUCUGUACACUGUCAAUCUGUUCUUUUUCUGAGCUUUUCCAAAACAAUUGCAUGGUCUUUCUUACAGAAGUCAUCUCUCUGAUCUGUCACUUUGUCUGUACCCCUCUGAAAGAGCCGAUCAUAGUAGUGGCCAGAGGCAUAAGGUACUCUGCAUCCUUCUCACCUUCCCCCUCUGUGAGUGUGUUUUUAGAACCUGCAGAGGACCAGCAGUGUGCCUGGGAGGCCUGGCAGUGCUUACGUACGCAGUGCUUCGGUGCUCUAGACUGUGUGUUCCAGUGCCACGUGUGGCCUUCCUAGAAGGUUCAGAGGUGAAUUGGCUUUGGCGAGGUACUACUUGGCGUAAUGGUAUAGACAUAUUUAGGGUCAUGUAUUGUUUUCAAUGCAAUUGGUGUUUCAGGCUGUAGUUUCAACUGCUGGUGUCUGCAGGUUCAGGAGACAGAGGGAGCCAGAGACAAAUUUAUUAAUGCUCAAUCAGCUGCUGGAAGUGGUCUGCUUGCUUUUCUGUCCUUUGUGAAGAGAUAACUGCCCUGUGGACUGUAAGCAGUGAGUGUUCCUGGGUUUUCUUCAGGUGGGCCUGAGGAAUUUCCAUUCCCAGAGAACAUCAGUGCUAAUAGUAAGAGAAGAACCCAGCAGUAGUGUGUAAUUUAUUAACAAGCUCUAGAGAGGAAAAAAACCUACUUUCCAUUAUUCUUCUUCUUGAAGAAGAACGCAUUUCAAAAAGUGCUGCAUUGCCUUGGCUUGCCUGUUCCAAGGCCAUUUCAAGCUGGUGACCAAGUAGACCCACAGGAUGCUCUUUUGGCCUGGAUUUGCACUGGAAUUUGUGCCACAAUGUAGGGAACAAGUUGGGCUUGCAACUUGUGAGCAGGAAGCAGGGAAAAUCCUAACACCCUUCUCAGUUCGUGAAACCACGUCUUAUGUGACUUGGAAAAGGAGCAUGUCUCCUGUACCCUGUUUUAAACAAACAAACAGAAAUAGUCACCCUCUCUAGAACAGUUUGCACUACCAAGUGUGGGGAGCAGUCAUGCAGAAACAAAAAUUCAAGACAUCCAUUCUAGUUAUUUUUAUGACAAGAAGACCGCCUGCAACACUUGAAAAGGGUAGGAAGGAAUUGAGACAAAAGGACUAAGAGUGUAGGGGAAGUAAAAAGGAUUAACACUUCUGGGAGGAAUACAAAGAAAUUGUCUGAGCAGCCAGGGAUCAGGUUGGCAAAGCUAAAUCCCUGAUAGAAUUAAAUCUGGCCAGGCAUGUUAAGGACAACAAGAAAAGCUUCUAUAGGUAUGUCAGUCAUAAAAGGAAGACUAGGGGAAAUGUGGACCCUCUCUGGAAGGAAAUGGGAGACCUGGUUACCCAGGAUAUGGAGGAGGCUGAGGUACUCAACAACUUUUUUGCCUCAGUCUUCACCGACAAGGGCUGUAGCCACACCACCCAAGUCGCAGAAGGCAAAGGCAGGGACUGGGAGAAUGAAGAACUGCCCAUCGUAGGAGAAGAUCAGGUUUCAAACCAUCUAAGGAACCUGAAGGUGCACAAGUCUGUGGGACCUGAUGAGAUGCAUCCACGAGUCCUGAAGGAACUGGUGGAUGAAGUUGCUAAGCCACUAUCCAUCAUAUUUGAGAAGUCGUGGCAGUCCGGUGAAGUUCCCACUGGCUAGAAAAGGGGAAACAUAACCCCCCGUUUUUAAAAAGGGAAAAAAGGAAGACCUGGGGACUUACAGACUGGUCAGUCUCACCUCUGUGCCUGGCAAGAUUACGGAGCAGAUCCUCCUCAAACUAUGCUCAGGCACAUGGAAAGUAAGGAGGUGAUUGGUGACAGCCAACAUGGCUUCACUAAGGGCAAAUCAUGCCUGACAAAUUUAGGGGCCUUCUGUGAUGGGGUUACAGCGUUGGUGGAUAAGGGAAGAGCAACUGACAGCAUCUACCUGGACUUGUGCAUUUGACACUGUCCCACACGACAUCCUUGUCUCUAAAUUGGAGAGGCAUGGAUUCGAUGGAUGGACCACUCAGUGGAUAAGGAAUUGGCUGGAUGGUUGCACUCAGAGAGUUGUGGUCAAUGGCUCGACGUCCCGGGGAGACCAGUGACAAGUGGCAUUCCUCAGGGGUCAGUAUUGGGAGCGGCACUGUUUAAUAUCUGUUGGCGACAUGGACAGUGAGAUCGAGUGCACCCUCAGCAAGUUUGCCAACACCACCAAGCUGUGUGGUGUGGUCGACACACUGGAGGGAAGGGAUGCCAUCCAGAGGGACCUUGACAGGCUGGAGAGGUGGGCCCAUGUGAACUGCAUGAAGCUCAACAAGGCCAAGUGCAAGGUCCUGCACAUGGGUCGGGGCAAUCCCAAGCACAACUACAAGCUGGGUGAAAAAUGAAUUGAGAGCAUCCCUGAGGAGAAGGACUUGGGGAUGUUGGUGGAUGAGAAGCUCAACAUGAGCUAGCAGUGUGCACUUGCAGCCCAGGAAGCCAACCGUGUCCCGAGCUGCAUCAAAACCAGCGUGACCAGCAGGUCAAGGGAGGUGAUUCUGCCCCUCUGCUCCGCUCUUGUGAGACCCCACCUGCAGUACUGCAUCCAGCUCUGGGGUCCCCAACACAAAAAGGACAUGGACCUGUUGGAGCAAGUCCAGAGGAGGGUCACGAAGAUGCUCAGAGGGCUGGAGCACCUCUCCUGUGAGGACAGGCUGAGAGAGUUGGGAUUGUUCAGCCUUGAGAAGAGAAGGCUGUGGGGAGACCUUACAGCAGCCUUCCAGUACCUGAAGGGGCCUACAGGAAAGCUGGAGAGGGGCUGUUUACAAGGGCAUGGAGUGAUAGGACAAGGGGUAAUGGCUUUAAGCUGAAGGAGGGGAGAUUUAGAUUAGAUAUUAGGAAUAAAUUCUUCACUGUGAGGCACUGGCACAGGUUGCCCAGAGAGGUUGUGGAUGCCCCCUCUCUGGAAGUGUUCAAGGCCAGGUUGGAUGGGGCUUUGGGCAACCUGGUCUAGUGGAGGGUGUCCUUGCCCAUGGCAGGGGGGUUGGAGCUAGAUGCUCUUUGAGGUCCCUUCCAACCCAAACCAUUCUAUGAUUCUAUAAUAUCUGUUGACAACAUUAGUCAGCAUUUCUGCUAGGUCACUUCAUCCCUCGGUCUUCUGUUAGCCUGGAGAGUUGUAGAAAUAGAGUUCUCUUUCUGGGUAGAGAUUAUUGUCAGGUGAUUGUAUCACUAAUGCCAUUAAGACUGUACUCCAAGCACUGAAAAUGUUAGCAGAUAAUCUUCAUUGGUAAAUUUAUGUGGAAACGUGAGCAUUCCCCUGAAAUCAUCAUGUUUAUUCAAGUGUAGUUACUUGUUUCUGGCCUUGAUCAGAAUGGUGGGAUAAGACAGCUCUUUGUCCCGGUGAACUUUUAAACAGGUGCAGAAAUAGUGCUUCUUGUAUUGGUUUUCAUUACAGAAUUUAGCAUCUUUCUAGAUCUGAGAAUACUUUCUAUGUCAUUAAAUAUAACUAUUUUGUUGGAAAGAGAAGUGGUAGGAACUGUUUGACUUCCCUUCCUUUGCUUUCUUCAGUUACAUGUUACAAACCACUCCAAAGUUCUCAAAUGAAAAGAUUGUAAAUAAAGGUAAAAUUAGAGCUUGAAUGUUCAUUUGAUGAAGAUACAGCACAAGAUUUUCAAGAUGUAGCCCAGCCCCUAAGUGAUACUUCCGUGUCAGUUAUCUGAGAUAGCAGGGAUUAUGUAAAGAAUUUUGUUUAAGAAUGCCACUCAGCUGUUGCCAAACGGAAGUACUGGAGAGCAGUUUUGCCAAGUAUAAAUGUGACCAUUGUUUUCCUCCAGUGUUUUGCUUUGGAAGUAAUAAUACCAUUUCUGUUUGUGAAAUGGGCAAGGUGAAAACUUGAGACUGUCAUUUUGCUUAGGUGAUAUGCUUGGAAAUUUUCUAGCCUGCGGCAUUAGUCUGCAGCAGGUCCCUCAACAGAACAAAAGCAAUGAAGCAUGAUUAAAUGAGAAUCCACGCCAAAGCAUUCACUUAGAACUGUAGUCAGUGAUUUAAUGUCAUACCAGCUUUUCUAAAUCUGUGUUCCUGCAGCACUUCUAGAUAGGAAUCCAAUUCAGAGGUAUGUAGUACAUUUUAAUAGCUUUUCUUAAUCAAAUUUUAAUGUGCUGUUCUGACUAUAUCUCCCUUGUUUUCCCUGCAAACUAUAGAGGGUGUCCAACCCAGAUGCUGAAUAUAGCUUAGAAGAGGAAUUAUUAAGGAUCUUGCCCUGCCAUAAAAUUUAACUUACAGAAGCAUAAUAGCAUUACAUAUUGCAAGCUAUGUGCUGUAUAAAGUUGAAUAAAGAUUUUUUUUUUUUUCUGAGCACCCAUUUCAGCUUUGUACUGGAGGUAUUCUGCAAAUGCUAGGCACUGCAAGCUCCCACUUGUUGCAAGACUGCUCGCUUCUCUUGUUUCCUGACAUGUGAGUCUUUGGGUCAUGUAACCAGCACACGUGGUAGUCACACAAUAGGAGAGGGACUGUGUUGGGAGCUGCGUAGGCAAAUUUUUUCUUCCUGCCUGGUUCUUUUUGCCCAGGACCUGACCAGUUUUGUCUGUUUUGUGACACCAGAUAACGGCAGGCCAACCUGUGGGGGAUGGAGUAAAGCAGUGCAGGUGCUGCCUGUUUGUGAGGGCCCAUGUGCUGCCUGGCAUUUGGCAUGUGUGCUUCCAGGAAAGUGCUUUUCAAAUGUUGACUCUUCAAUAAAAUGAAAAGUUG
Grus americana (Whooping crane) is the source of this 6700-nucleotide messenger RNA. RefSeq names its product cilia and flagella associated protein 418 (gene CFAP418). Bases 122 to 742 code for a protein of 206 amino acids. Gene Ontology annotation, cellular component: cytosol. NCBI's taxonomy places the organism in Eukaryota, Metazoa, Chordata, Aves, Gruiformes, Gruidae. The record is from RefSeq and is a predicted model, not a curated record. The transcript has 6 exons.